Molecule: messenger RNA, 1680 nt
Organism: Nerophis lumbriciformis (worm pipefish)
Lineage: Eukaryota; Metazoa; Chordata; Actinopteri; Syngnathiformes; Syngnathidae
Source: RefSeq, a predicted model, not a curated record
UGAAAGUAGCCCAGACCCAGACCCAGGGAACACGACCGGAGGCCACAAUAAUAUCAAAGCCAAGAAAAGGAGCAGAUCUGUUCAUCAUGUCAGAGUCCAUCAGGAGAAGCUCCAGCAGGCAGCUCCUGCAGAACCUCAUCAAGGUGACGGUUCAGCGGAGCCUGGAAGAUGCAGAGGAAGUGGAGCGAGAGCGCAGGAGGAAAGCAAGGGAAAGUCAAAGAGAAGAGCGAGGUGCUUGUUUGAAUUCUCAACAGCAAAACAAGCAAGCAUUCACAAUCGCAGCACAGUCGGCUGAGGAGGUGAAGCCCAGUUGCUGCCUUGUUGUGGAGGAAGAUGAGGGCUUCAGUGACUGGAGCCACAGAUUGGAGAAACGUAAUGAUCGUGAACACUUCAGGGUCAAGGAGCAUGAGGCACCUUCAACCAUGCAGUGCAAAGCAGAGAGAGUUGAGGAGAAUGAAAAAGUGCAACAGAGGAAUAUGUUUCUCCAAUCUGCAGGAAGCUCCCCUGUAAGGAAAAAGGAAGCAAAGCUAUCGUACAAGUCAACUGCGUUUCCGUCACAAGAUGCGACACAACAGGACUUUGACCAACCAGCAGACAAAACGCUCCACACGGCCAGUGGAAGGAUGAGACCACACUCACACGAAGGUGUCUGCAUGGCAGACCUCCAAGUGAAAGAAGAAGAAGAAGAAGAAAUACAGCAGAUUUUGCAGAGGGAGUGGAGGUCAGACCACAGCAGGAGCAAACCCUCGUAUGGUGAUGACCAAGAGGAAGGGGAGCUAAACCUUUUACAUGACAAAGUGCAAGACAGGCAUAUGGAGGUUGCGCAAAAGCCAAGGCUGCAGAGGUCUAGGGAAGAACGAUCUCGGUGGGAUGAGGACCGAUCUGUGGGGUCUGCAGUUUCUGUUUGCAGCAGUGAAGAAGAGGAUGCAUUAAACUGCUAUGGUCCCAUGAGUCCAACAUUCAAGAAACUCCUUGUUCAGUUUUACCCAGAGGAGGUGGCAAGCAGAGCUCCAACAGAUGGAUGUGUGAUCACAGAGCGAACAGAAUCUCUGAGAAAGAGCGCCAACAUCCCAAAGAAGAUGUCACAACCUGUUUGUGUGUCAAAGAUUGACAAAAAACUGCAACAGUAUACACAUGCUCUUGAGAUUUCCUCAAAAGAAGGCAGAUCAGCCCCUCAAGUCCCAGUGGAUCUGACAAGUCCCGCUUUGCCUGUCGCCCACACAAAGAAUAUGUUUGAGGCUGGGGAGGCCUGGAAGCAAAAUGCCCUCACAAACACACCAUCAAAGGAGAUACAACUUGGUGGUGUUUUACUCAAGAAAAACAUGUGGGAGAGAUUCGGUGAUGUGGAAUCUCCCAGUAGGAAUGACAAGGAAUGCUCAACAGAAAAACGGAAAACUUGUGUGGUGACUGGUCACAGGAAGUAUGAUAAGGUUUCUGACGAGAAUUGAGGUCAGCCUAAAGAAAAACAGAAGCUGGACUUGCCAUUUUAGAUAUUAAAAGAUAAAUUCAGUUCUAUUGCUGAAACUGUUAAAAUAUUGUCAUUUCACCAGUUUUUCUUUACAAUGUAUGGUACAUUUAUUUCGUAAAUGUUGUAAAAUCCCCUGUCACAAAUACACAACUCACAAGUCACAACUAAUACGUAUGGCUAUAUCCUGCAAUUUAAUAAAAUCAUUAAAAAAA